Messenger RNA from Knipowitschia caucasica, 714 nucleotides. The record is from the annotation of a GenBank genome assembly. NCBI's taxonomy places the organism in Eukaryota, Metazoa, Chordata, Actinopteri, Gobiiformes, Gobiidae.
AUGUUUUUGUCGUUGGGAACAGGCCCUGGACACUGUCAGCGGAGAACGGAGAGAGCGGGCGAUAUGGCUUAUCCUCUGCAGCCUGAAGUGGAGCAGGUGGUGCAGGAAGUGAAGCAGGUGGUGCAGGAAGUGGAGCAGGUGGUGCAGGAAGUGAAGCAGGUGGUGCAGGAAGUGAAGCAGGUGGUGCAGGAAGUGGAGCAUGUGGUGCAGGAAGUGAAGCAGGUGGUGCAGGAAGUGGAGCAGGUGGUGCAGGAAGUGAAGCAGGUGGUGCAGGAAGUGAAGCAGGUGGUGCAGGAAGUGAAACAGGUGGUGCAGGAAGUGGAGCAUGUGGUGCAGGAAGUGAAACAGGUGGUGCAGGAAGUGGAGCAGGUGGUGCAGGAAGUGGAGCAGGUGGUGCAGGAAGCAGGGAGAGCCACUUCCUGUUGUGGAGAGACCUUUAAAGGGUUUGCUUUUCCUUCAGUGCUGCCGCAGGAAACAUCAGGACUUUGCCCCUGGGUCCUGGUCCAGCCCCCGCAGCUGCAGCACCUCCUGCUGCUGGAGUCAGUCGAAGAUGCUCUCGGCUCCAGUCUCACUUCUCUGCAAAGCGCUUUCUCAGACGGACUUCACCCGAGGCUCAGUGUGACGGACCCGGACAUAGGUUCAGGACCCGAGCAUAGGUUCAGGACCCGCUGGAACUUUACGAAGCGAAAUGAGUCGCGUUUGGAUGAACUUUGA